Molecule: messenger RNA, 3265 nt
Organism: Myripristis murdjan (pinecone soldierfish)
Lineage: Eukaryota; Metazoa; Chordata; Actinopteri; Holocentriformes; Holocentridae
Exons: 8
Coding region: 1626-2603 (325 amino acids)
Source: RefSeq, a predicted model, not a curated record
UGUGUGUGUGUGUGUGUGUGUGUGUGUGUGUGUGUGUGUGUGUUUUAUUUAGUGGUGGGUUGCAUCGCUAGCUUGGCUGAGUGUGUGUGGCCUUUGUGUUCAUUCAAGGAGCAGACAGAACUGUGUCAGCCAUAGCUGUGCUAUUGUUUGGUUCAGUAAGAUUUUGAGAGUAACACUUUUUCUUGCUGUGUAAAAAUGAAACUAUUUGAUUUGAGUAUGAACAGUUGCAUGUGUGUGUGCUUUGUAGAUUAAUAUCAGAUUUUAUUUGCAUGGAACUGAAGUGGUGAUAUGUUGAUUUGAGUGUGUGUGGCUUUGGUGUGCAUGCAAACAGCAGAUGGAGCUGUGUCAGAGGCUUCUUUGUGCUAGUGUUUGGUUGCAUAAAAUUUUGAGAGGCAAACAUAUUCUUGCUUUGCGAAACAGGAAAAUUAUUUAUAUGAUGAUUUGCAUUGGGCUUUGUGUGUGUGUGUGUGUGUGUGUGUGUCCUUGGCUGUGUGCAUGAACUCUAGUGUGGAAAAUUUGCCUUGAUGAUCAAUAGUUGCAUGUGUGUGUCUGUCAGUCAUAGCUGUGCUAGUGUUUGGUUCAAUACUUUUUCUUGCUGUGUGAGAAAGGAAAAGUAUGCAAUUUGAUGAUGAAUAGUUUUGUGUGUGUGUGUGUUUUGUAGUAUUAUAGCAAGUUGUAUUGCAUGGAACAAAGUUUUUGAUACAUGUAGUUGGGUAUGUGGCUUUUGUGUGCAUUCACUCUGUCACAGGCUUCGCUGUGCUAGUGUUUGGUUCUGACAAAUUUGAGAGGCAAACAUUCUUGCCUUGUGAAACAGGAAAAUUUGAUUCAAUUGAUUUAAUAUUGCUAAUUAAUUUGAGUAGUUAUUUCUUUGUGUGUGUGUCUUUUGCUAUGUGCAUGAACUGUAGUUUGUGAUGGACUUAGUUGGGUGUGUCUAUGUCCAGCACUAUGGCUAAGUCGCGAGAUGUUGUGGCAGCCACUUCCUGUGUAAUGAGGAAGCAAAUAUAGUAAUAAGCAUGCCAGUUUGCUGGUUACCCAUGACUUUGAAAGAGAAGGUUUUUGUGUUAAGAUGUGUCUCUGUUGAGCAGCGCAGUUAAGCUGGAGGAAGUGGUGUUGGCCAUUUUCUUUCUAUUACUUGAACACCAUAACAUGGAUGCCAGUUUGUGUCCUAACCACGUUGUAUAGAGAAAGACCUUUUUUUUUUUUAAUUAAAACCUAAAAAUUAGCUACAGCUAAGUGGAUACAGGAUGUUUUGAGUAAAGUUCUGUUCACUUAAAUAGGUUUGUUUUUUUUAAUUAGACAAGUAAUGUUGUUUAAAUCAAACAAAAUGUAUUAUUUAAUUUACAGAUAUUCAUCUCUGUUGGCUGUGAGAGCUGCUCUUCUUUGGCUGCUUUCAGACACGAUCUACCUGUGAUCGACCUGCAAGCUACCUGCCUUGAACCUGCUAUUUACCUGCACUACAACAAGUUUACACACAUACAUUGAUUCCAUUUAAAACAACACACAUAACUAAUUGAUAAUCCACACACAUAUUUUUAAUUCUUUUCCACACAAGCACAUACACACACACACACACACACACAUAUAGACAAUUUGUUGUUGAGGCGGAGGAUGGCGCAGCCGCAGUCAUGGACCCCCCAGCCGCCUGUCCCCGAGUUUGUUGCUCGGCGCGGUACCGGUUACCGCCAUCGCGUACGCAGAUGGCAAACUUCCAAGCUGACCCAGCGCAGCUUCAAGCUGGUCACUCCAGCUCAGCAGCCGCACCAGAAGAUGGUGUUCGUUGUGGGAGACUCCCACCUGCGGCCCAUGGUGGAUGGGUUCGUGGCCAUGCCAGAGGGACCUCUCUCUUUUUCUUUUCUGUCUGUUUCAGGUACACAGGCAGCAGAGCUGAGGACAGAGGUGUCGCACGCCGCUCUCCCAUGGACCCCGGACGUGGUGUGUGUGCUGGCCCCCAGCAACAACCUCACGGCCAGCAGGAACAUCGGAGAGGCGGCGCUGGACUUCGGUGCUCUCCUGGAGACAGUCUGCAGCCGCUGGGUGAAGGUCUCCCGUACGUGUCUGUGGCAGAGCACCUCCCUCUGGAUCGUUUGGAGCUGUGGAGCCAUGAUGGUGUGCACCUCAGCGACAGCGAUGGAACGCUGAUCUUGGUCCAGGUCCUGUGGGAUGCCGCUGUCCGCCAGCUGGCCCCUCCUCCUCCUCCUUCGCCUACGGUGCCCCCCCGGACAUGGCCUUGUGCCAGGGUCUCCCCCGUGCUGGUCAUGACGGGACACAGCCCCGUGCCCCGGCACUGUGACCCACUGGAGUGGACCGCUGUCAGACAGGAGGUCAAGGCCCGAGCAUCUCCGGUGCAAGAGUCUGCCCUCCCGUCCAACCCCGUGUGGUUCAUCGGCGACAUAUUGGAUGCCAUGGAGAAGGUUUCUCCUUCUUCAGGCUGUGAGGGCACUGCCAAUCCACCAGCUGGCCAGUCUUCUUGUGUGAGGCGUCCGCCAAAAGGUGUUGCAACAGGCGCAGAGGAGGAAAGCGACAAGAUGUCAAGAUGCUGUUCACAUGUUGACAUCAUGAGACCAAGACGACACGUCACUACAGAACUGCCCUCCACUUUGUGAAUGUUUCCUGCCCUUUGGCCGCUUCCUGUUUGCGGCGUGCUGCACCGACGUGAGCGGCUCUCCUCUCCGCGGGGAAAUGUGGGCCAACAUCCGCCUGGAAGGCCUCCUUUCAUGCUUAUUGCCUGUGUUGGUGGGACUUGAUUAUUUGGCCUUUGUCAGAGCCCAACUGUUAAGUUGCUGUGUUUAAAACAUGUGUGUGUUGCUAAUGAUCACCAAUCAGAUGGGCUGUUUGUUAGCAUUAGGCUGGGCCACUGUGUAUUAUGUUAGCACUUAGGCUAAGUGGUUGUGAGCUAAUGCUAAAGCCAUCAGGAGGCAGUGCUGUGUCUUGUUUUUCACUCAAGUGAUUUACAUUAUCGGUGCACAUUAGAAGCAACAUGUGCUUUAUUUUGGGAAUGUUUGGUUUCUGUUGUAACUCGUCCUGUGACGAGGCUUCAGCUCAGUGAACAGCAGCACUACCUAAUUGCAUUGUCAAUUCAUAUUCAUUUAAUUCAUUAUUCGGUUCUUUUAUUAUUCGAUAAAAAAGUUGAAAUAUUUACAGUUAAAAACACAUUGUAACCAACAAUUCCAUUCUGUGUACGUGUCAUUUCAUUACAGCUCUACUGAAUUAAAAGAAGGAAAGCGAAAACAAUUCAGGCCAAAACAAGACUUUGCCUUCAAACUGA